Molecule: messenger RNA, 2619 nt
Organism: Danaus plexippus (monarch butterfly)
Lineage: Eukaryota; Metazoa; Arthropoda; Insecta; Lepidoptera; Nymphalidae
Product: facilitated trehalose transporter Tret1-like
Biological process (GO): transmembrane transport; carbohydrate transport
Cellular component (GO): membrane
Molecular function (GO): sugar transmembrane transporter activity
Source: RefSeq, a predicted model, not a curated record
ACACGACCAGUCAUCCGAGCUACCAUUCACGCUUACGACGAAACGCGGGUAGCACGUGGACGUCUAAUAUUAAUGUGAAUACUCGCAUCCAAAACAUCACAGACAGACAGUGUUCCAACCGCAUGGGCUGAUUUCCUUGUGCAGGAUACAUAAAUGUUUAUUCUAAACGAUUGUGGGAAAACAAACAAUGAAUAUAAAUCGCAAGUGGAGAGAAUAUGUGGCAGCAUUCAGUGCUACACUCAUCACAGCUGCCGCCGGUACCACGGUCGGCUGGACUUCCCCUACGUUGCCUCUGCUUCGACGAGACGAUUCUCCCAUAAAAACCUCCGCGGACGAGAGCUCGUGGAUCGCCUCUUUAAUGAUUCUGUCUUCAGCUCUCAGCCCCAUCCCAGCGGCGUACCUUGCAGACAGAAUAGGAAGAAAGCGCACUCUAUUGCUUUCCGCUAUCCCGUACAUAAUAGGUUGGAUCCUGGUGAUGUUAGCAAAGAAUGUGGGUACGAUAUACGCUUCUCGUCUCAUCUCCGGCAUUGGCUACGGUAUCGCUUACACAACAGCGCCCAUGUAUUUAGGAGAAAUUGCCACAAACGAAGUUAGAGGAGCGAUGGCUACUCUUAUAACAGUUAUGUCGAAGCUUGGCAUCUUAUCACAAUACUGCAUCGGGCCAUACGUGUCUAUGCUAGGACUAGCGAGCUUCAAUAUAGCUGUUCCCAUUCUGUUUGUGGUAACAUUUACUGCAAUGCCUGAAUCUCCAUAUUAUUUUAUAAAAACAGGAGACACAAAUAGAGCUGAGAAAUCAUUAAAAAAUCUUAGAGGAAGAAAUUAUAUAAGUGAAGAACUCGACAGCAUGAGUCAUCUUGUUCAUGAAAAUAUGAAAGACAAAAGUCGUUGGAAGGACUUAAUUAUUGUAGGCGGAAAGAAAGGUCUCAUAAUUUCAAGUGGGAUAUAUUUUACUCAACAGUUCUGCGGAAGUACAGCAAUUAUAUCUUAUGCCCAACAAAUAUUUGGGGCUGCAGAAGGUGGCUUAGGUGCAAAGGAAUCAUGUAUAUUGCUUGGAACGGUACAGCUUUUGACUUCGGCAAUAUCAUCACAAUUAGUCGACAGAUUAGGUCGUAAGCCUCUGCUGUUAGUGUCUUCCUGUGGUGUUGGACUCGCAAACAUAAUUAUAGGAGCGUACUUUUAUAUGAAACAUGUAAAUAGUGAAUACGUUGUAUCCUUGAGGUUUAUACCAGUAGUCGUGAUACCAAUAUUUAUAUUUUCAUACACCAUAGGCUUAGCUACGGUACCGUUCGCAAUAACAUCCGAAAUAUUUCCAACAAAUAUCAAAUCCAAAGCAACUUGUAUAAUACAAAUAUUAGUAGCCCUAAUGACCUUUAUUGUUACAAAAUUAUACCAAGUUACUGCCGAUCAUUUAGGACACCAUGUUGCCUUUUGGUGUUUUGGUUUAUUAUCUGUAGGUGGUGUUAUUUUUAUAUUAAUUCUACUCCCAGAGACGAAAGGCCAAUCUUUCGCUGCUAUACAAGAAAAAUUAUAUAAAAACGAGAAAGUUAUAUACGAGAAACGAGAAGAUCAUUCUGCUAAUGUUAGAAUAUUGUCAAAAUAAAUCUGAUAAGUUAUCUUGAUCGUACUUAAAAUUCCGUCCCCCUCAGCCUUAAGUAAACAAUAUGUUAUGUAAUAAGAACGUUUUAAAGAACACAAUGUUAUUGUCCCAAAGUAAUAUAAAGACUAUCAAGACAAAUAUUUUGCAAACACCCGUAAUAAAGCAUCUUUGUCAUCUUACAGAAUUAAUGGACAUUUAAUCGAAUACAAGGGAAUGUAUUAACGCUUAUAGCUUACGUUCGAUCAUAUAGAAUUAUUUUAAUUAAUAAGGUUAAUUCGAACUAAAACUUAAUAUGAACGGUCUUCACCGAUUAAAAUCAACUACAACAUGGCUGUGUCCUUAUUAUUACCUAAAAUAGAAUAUUAAUGCUUUAAAGUGUAUAUUCAGUAAUUACGAUUUUAUUGUGUUAAUAUAUAAUUAAACAAAACUAUUUUAUACAUUUCAAUAAUUGCCUCUAAGUAUUAUUAGUAUACAAAAUCAAUAUACAAAUUUUAAUAAUAGGAUUGAUUUUCCGUGUAUUAUUAUCUAAGGCCCUUGUUUGGUGUUUCAUAUAAUUCCACAAAGCGUUUCAAAAUAAUAUUGUUAUCUAUAUAGCAUGUAAACAGAUUAAAAAAUAUGAAUCUCACGACGCUUUUCAAAAUUACUUAUUAUAUAAUACUUAACGUAAUUUACGUGAUAAAAUGAUUUGUUAUCUUUAAUUGUCGUACUUACUUUAAAUUAUUAAUUUAAAAUGUUUAUCAGUUGUUGGCUUGCUUUAUAGGUAGAUCUAAAAUAGAAAUAUCUAGAGUACAAAUAUAAAUAUAAAACUGCAUAUAUAUACAUAUACGUAUAAGUAUUUAUUAAAAGGUGAUUUGUAUUCUUUAAAUAACUCUAAAUAACAAUACUUUAUAAAAUAUUUACGAAUUUAAAUGUUAUGCAUUCCUGUGCCUUAAAGUUGUGCCAUUUAUAAAUAUUGUUCAAACAUUAUAUUAUACUUACUAAUUUUAUAAAAAAAAAAUGCUAAUAAACUUCUUAAUGGAUAA